This is a messenger RNA of Cynara cardunculus var. scolymus (artichoke), 1480 nucleotides long. RefSeq lists its product as uncharacterized. The record is from RefSeq and is a predicted model, not a curated record. The coding region runs from base 68 to 1324 and encodes 418 amino acids. Gene Ontology annotation, molecular function: RNA binding. NCBI's taxonomy places the organism in Eukaryota, Viridiplantae, Streptophyta, Magnoliopsida, Asterales, Asteraceae. The transcript has 4 exons.
CUUCACAGCUUCAUCUUCUCAAAUUCACUCUUACGAAUUACAGACUUCUCAAUCAUCAAUAGCCACCAUGAACAAUGGAGUUCUUCAAAAACCCAAAACCCUUUUUCCAAUCCCCUUUGCCCCCACCGCCCCCCUUCACCACCCCAACAAAAUCCACCUUUCUUUUUUCUCAAUCCAACCUCCCAAACUCCAUUUACUCUCAUUUCAUAUCAAAUUACCAUCUGCUUACCCUGUUUUUGCCUCGAGAACGCCAGUUAAAGGCGAAAUCAGCAUGCCUGGAACGGAGAAUUUCGAUUUCGAAGAUGAAUUUGAGGGGGAAUUCGAAGAAGAAGAUGAAGACGAAGACGAAGAGGAGGACGAAGGGAUUGUUGUUCCAUUGAGGAACAUGAGAGAGUGGACUCAGAACAAACCACGAGGGUUUGGUGAAGGGAAAGUUUAUGAUACGAGCAUCGAGGAUAAAUUAAUGGAGGAAUUGGAGCAGAGUAGGGUUGCUCAGCUUGCCAAUGUUACUAACCUCAAGAACAAUCCCGAAGAUGGAAACCCUAAAGGAAAGCUUCCAAAACAGAAAGUGAAUGAAGUCGCUCCAAAUGGAGUUCGUGUACGAUUGGUUCACCUUCCUAAGAAAAAGAACAUUCACAGAGACUUGCAAGCGGCUUUUAAACCGUUUUCUGGAAUUACCAACAUAAUUCCAGCCGUUUCUGGGAACGAAAAGACCAGGGAACCUGUUUGCAAGGGCUUUGCCUUUGUUGAUUUCAAGUCUGAGAAGGAAGCAAACAGAUUUGUGAAUACGUUUUCUACACAGCCCAUUGCUUUUGGCAAGGUUCAGAAGCAAAUCAAAUGUGAGAUAAUGAAAUCAAGCUCCCCGAAUCCAGUUUUGAUUAAACCGUCCGUUCAUAAAACAGGAAACCCUCUUCCAAUUUCGGAUCCUGUUACUGAAAUACCAUUAGACCCAUACGUGGAGGAUGCUGCUUUCGAUAAGUUCAGUAAUGGCGAUGAUACAAGAGAUGAUGAUCUUGUAUCAAUAACCAAUGAUGAGGAUGAUGAGAAACCGAAAAAUCAUGAUGAUGUGGUUCAAGAAAAACAGGAACCUGAAACAGGUUCAGAGCCAUCAAAGAAACCGAAGAAAGUUAGAGAAAAGGGGAAGAAGGUGAUGACGGCUAAACGGAAAGGAGAGAAUACACCGAAACUGAACAUUCCCGGAUCUGCAAACAGGUUGAAGAUGAAGGAGAAGGCUUUGCUUUCUGGUGUUUUUUCAAAAUAUGGUGGCAAAUCUGCCAUGGCUGUUGCCAAAGGAACAGAGGUGGUUGCUGAUCAAGUUCAGUGAAAGAAAGAGAUUUUGUUUUUUGUAUUCUGUAGAAAUAUGAGAAUCUUGGUGACUGUUCAUUGUAGUGGUAAAGUUGAAUAGUUUGAUAUUCAAUGUUUUUGACUUUCCAUUGAUUCUUUAUUUUAAGCAGUGUUUUAAAAGGCUGGUUACGAAUAC